AUGUCCUCCGUAACCGACGAAUACCUAGACGGCCAGCUCACCGAUAACGAAGAUGUGUUCCCCUGCAAGGGAUGUGGAGAGAUUCUCGAGGAAGGAAAAGCCUUUGAGCUAGCUGGCAACCGAUGGCAUCUCGACUGCUUCCGCUGCAACUCGUGCGGUACCCUCCUCGACUCGGAUGCCAAUCUCCUCCUCCUUGGUGACGGCUCCCUCAUAUGCAACAAUUGCACAUACACCUGCAGCGCCUGCAAUAACAAGAUCGAAGACCUGGCCAUCCUCACCGGUGACCAGGCCUUUUGCUCUACAUGCUUCCGCUGCCGCAACUGCAAGCGCAAGAUCGAUAACCUCCGCUAUGCCAGGACGUCGCAGGGCAUCUUUUGCAUGCAAUGUCAUGAGACGCUAAUGGCUAGAAGGCGGAAAAAGUCCAAGGCUGCCGCGGCCAACAAGAGUCGAGACUUGACGGCCCAGUUACCAGUCAUCACAGAAAAGUCGCUUCCCGCACUGCCCCCCAAUGUGAUACCCAACAACGCCUUCUCGGACGAGAGGGUCGAUCCCGAGCCCGACACUCCUACAGACAUCUCGCCACGCCCUCGCGGCAGCCACCGACACACCGACUCGAGGGGACCAUCGGCAAGAUCCCCUGAACGCCAGCAGAGGUCCGAAGGCCUCGGCUUGUCACACGCCCGCAACGACCAGGGCUCGACCGUCGUCGGCAACGACAGCUCGGGUGACGACGGCUUCUUCAUCCCCGUCGCCUUGGAUCCGAGCCCAGCCCCGAGCCACACGGCCACUAUGGGAGACUCUUCCCGAAAGGAGCAGCUGCUCCCCAAGUCGUCAUUCGCCGACAAGCGCUCCGAUUCGCGCACCUCGACACCUCACAUCGCCUUCCAAGAGAAUGGCCGCCAGCAUUCCGACCACAGCCUGAAACAGUCGGGGUCACUGACGCGCAGCCUCUCGAAGCAAUCCAAGGGUUCCCAGAAGUCGAAGCAGUCGCCCGACGAUCACAGGUCUCAAGAUGUUUCGGCCGUCAAGAAGUCUGGCGUAUCACCUAGCGACAGCUCGUCUUCCUCUCAGGUCGAAUCACGGAAGACGAGCGAUGACACUACACCGCAGGAAAGCCGUAGAGAGUCGGGGGGGGCCACGUCAAAGUCGACACCUCGACCGGAAAAUACCAGGGCGAUCCAGAGGAAGCAGCUACCCAAGGACAGUCCCACGGCGGCCGUCAUGGCUGAGCAGAGUAACUCUGGCAGCUUUAUGCAACCUCGGGCCGCACCCGCCGCACCUGUCGCCAACAACAACGCCAACAGCAAUAGCAAUAAGAAGGAGGCCGCAGAUGGGUCGGAGCCCAAGACGUCGCCCAAGCUGCCUAGAUGGAGCAGCGGGGGUGACUUCACUCUGGACGAAGACAUGGCUAGGAUCAUGGGCUCCGACCAAACGUCGUCCUUCAUGAUGAAGCGCGCCUCCAACGCGACCAGACACGGCCGCACCGCCAGCGUCGAGUCAGCAGCUGCACACCCGUCGCGAAGCGGCCACAGCCGAAGUGUCAGCGAUACAGCCGGCAGCUCCGUGUCCGCCCAGUGGCCCGAGCUUGGAACGGCCGAUGUCGACAUGGAUGAGGAGAGCGACCAGGUGCCCGAGAUGGCGACGCCGGUCUCCACCUCUCCAGACGAGGAUCCUGCUGUCCUGAGACGCCAGCUGAGAAGUUCGGAGCAGCGCGUGGCAGACCUCGAGAGGCAGUUCAACUCGGAGCAUGACCUCAAGAACCUCAACAAGAAGCUGAUUGAGAAGAGGAAGACGGUAUCGGUCCUCGACACGCAGACGGAGAUCAUGAUCCGCCAGCUCGAGGUCCUGGCAGGCUACGUCGAGAAGGGCAAGGACACCAAGGCACCCCUCGACCCCCGUCAGCUCGAGGAGUCGGCCAUCAAGGAGUUUGUCCAGAAACUGGAGAGCGUUCAGGUGUCCCUGUCGGAGGAGAUCGAGCAGCUCCACGAGGAGCGCGACAGGCUCCUGGAGGAGAAGAACAACGCGCUGGCCGACAGGGACCGGGCCCUGGUCGAGUUCGAGCAGCUGUCGUCUAAGAAUGCGCAGCUCGCCGAUAUGAACAACGACCUCACGCACCAGCUCCAGGAGCGUUUCAAGAACAGCUCCAUCGAUCCCAGGGCGCUCAACGGCCUGGGUAUCUACAGCGAGGGCAAGCACGGCACCGCAUCGUCCAUCAACCUGGACUCGUCGAGCACGACGACGGGGCCGACGUUGGUGGCAGCCGACGAGGACGGCUACGUCGAGUCCGGCCCGACUGUGGUGCAGGUCCGCAAGGGCCAGGUGAAGAAGUUCAACUGGAAGAAGGGCUCCAAGGGCUUGGCGCAGAACGUGGCCAAGGGCGUUAACAGGGCCGUUGUCGCCUUCCAGCAGAACGACCGCGGGGAGCGCAUCCCUGCGACCAUGUCGGGCGGCGACAUUGGCAUGCCAUACAACACGACGGUGACGGCCAUCGAGGCGCCGCCGCUGAACAUGGGUCAGACGCCACAGUCCAACAGCGCCAACAACAUCCACGGCGGCGUCGUCGUCAACGGCUACAACAACCAGGCCCUGAAGCCCGGAGAGCACGGCCGCCAGGGCUUCGGCUUCUUCAGCAAGAAGCACACGAUGCCCAAGUCGCCCUCGGCCAUGAACGUGACGACGGCGCCUGCCACCGCCGACGCGUCGACGACGUUGUUCGGGUCCGACCUGACGGAGCGCGCCGACUUUGAGCGCCGGCAGAUCCCCAGCGUGGUGACGCGCUGCAUCGAGGAGGUGGAGCUCCGCGGCAUGAAUCAGGAGGGCAUCUACCGCAAGACCGGCGGCAACUCGCAGGUCAACGCCAUCAAGGAAGGGUUCAACAAGGACGAGGACUUUGACAUUUCCGACCCGGACAUGGACAUCACGGCUGUCACGAGUGUGCUCAAGCAGUACUUCCGAAAGCUUCCGACUCCCCUCCUCACGUACGACGUGUAUGACAGGGUGCUCGAAUCGAACGGCGAUAUUGUAGGUGUCGCCGACGAGACCGAACGCUGCAACCACCUACGCAGGACGUUUGCCACUCUGCCAGAGAGGCACCGUGACUGUCUUGAGUUCCUCAUGUUCCAUCUCGACCGCGUGGCCCAGCGACAGAGUGAGAACCUGAUGACUCCCAAGAAUCUGGCCGUGGUAUUCGCUCCUACUCUCAUGUUCGACCGAAGCAUCGAGCGUGAGAUGACGGAUAUGCAUGCCAAGAAUCUGGCUGUCCAAUUCGUCAUUGAGAAUAGUCGAGUCAUUUUCUCGGAGGCUUAA
Molecule: messenger RNA, 3306 nt
Organism: Geosmithia morbida
Lineage: Eukaryota; Fungi; Ascomycota; Sordariomycetes; Hypocreales; Bionectriaceae
Exons: 5
Coding region: 1-3306 (1101 amino acids)
Biological process (GO): signal transduction; regulation of GTPase activity
Cellular component (GO): cytoplasm
Source: RefSeq, a predicted model, not a curated record